UACUGGCCCAAAGCAUGGUAACGGUACCUUCUAAAACGGGGCGAAGGGGAUUGUCACCUCCCAACUGACGGAGAAAAAUGAUUGCUCCUGUUUACCAGGCAUUUUAACCGGAACACGCUCGGGAUGACCGAGUCUCCGGCGAACCAGUAGUAGCUAGAGUACACAUUAGAUAAGCUCAAGUCGUGUUUCACUUUCAGUCAACACUAGAUGACAAAAGUGCAACCCUAGUUGGCUUAGCUAGCUCCUUUCAUUUCCUUUGAAAGUGAAGUUUUGUUCUGUAUUACCUGCAAAUUCCACUUAGUGUUAUCAAACAAUAAGCAACAGACAAAAGAAAUUGCCAAGAACUCAGUUUUAUCACUGAAGCAAGCAUCAGAAUGGCAAUUCAAGCAUGCUUCUUGAUCAUAUUCAUAUUAUCAAGCGUGUUGUUUGUGGAUUCCAAGUAUAUUGCUUACAAUACGACGUCCAGCAUUGUUCCUGGGAAGAUCAAUGUUCACUUAGUGCCUCAUACGCACGAUGAUGUUGGCUGGUUAAAGACUGUUGAUCAGUACUAUGUUGGAUCUAACAAUUCCAUUCAGGGAGCAUGCGUGCAAAAUGUACUGGAUUCUUUAGUGCCCGCAUUGCUGGCAGAUAAAAAUCGCAAGUUCAUAUAUGUUGAACAGGCAUUUUUUCAGCGUUGGUGGAGAGAUCAGAGCCCGGAAAUUCAAAUUAUAGUCAAGAAGCUUGUUAGCUCGGGUCAACUUGAGUUAAUAAAUGGGGGCAUGUGCAUGCAUGAUGAGGCGACUACACAUUACAUUGAUAUGACUGAUCAAACAACUUUAGGGCAUCGAUUUAUCAAAGAAGAAUUUAAUGUAACACCAAGAAUUGGUUGGCAAAUCGAUCCAUUUGGACAUUCUGCUGUACAGGGUUAUCUGUUCGGAGCAGAGGUUGGAUUCGACUCUAUCUUUUUCGCACGUAUUGACUAUCAAGACAGAGCUAAAAGGAAGGAUGAGAAGAGUCUUGAAGUUGUCUGGCAAGGCUCUAAAAGUCUAGGCUCAUCUGCACAGAUAUUUGCUGGGGCAUUCCCUAAGAAUUAUGAACCUCCAAGUGACAACUUCUACUUUGAAGUUGAUGAUGAGUCCCCCAUUGUUCAGGAUAAUGAGAAUUUGUUUGAUUACAAUGUCCCUGAUCGUGUGAAUGAUUUCGUAUCUGCUGCAUUGUCUCAAGCUAACAUAACUCGGACGAAUCAUAUCAUGUGGACUAUGGGGACAGAUUUCAAGUACCAGUAUGCUCACACCUGGUUCAAGCAGAUGGACAAGUUUAUUCAUUAUGUGAAUCAAGAUGGGCGGGUGAAUGCCCUUUACUCAACACCAUCUAUAUACACUGAUGCAAAAUAUGCAGCAAAAGAAUCUUGGCCUCUCAAGACUGGUGACUACUUCCCAUAUGCCGAUGCUGUAAAUGCUUACUGGACUGGAUACUUUACAAGUAGGCCUGCUAUUAAAGGCUAUGUUAGGACAAUGAGCGGCUACUAUUUGGCAGCGAGACAAUUGGAGUUCCUUAAAGGGAGAAGUAAAGCAGGACCAAAUACAGAUUCUCUGGCUGAUGCUUUAGCAGUUGCUCAACAUCAUGAUGCUGUCAGUGGCACAGAGAAGCAGCACGUUGCUAGUGAUUAUGCAAAACGGCUUUCUGUAGGAUACAAGGAGGCUGAAAACGUAGUUGGAGCAUCACUAUCAUGCAUAGCAGAGUCCAAGUCAAAAUCUGGUUGUGCAAAUACGACGAUCAAGUUUCAACAGUGUCCCCUGCUGAAUAUAAGUUAUUGUCCUGGAUCAGAAGUUGAUUUGUCAAAAGGAAAAGGCCUGGUGGUGGUUGUCUACAAUUCUCUGGGAUGGAAAAGAGAGAAUGUUAUAAGAAUUCCUGUUAUAAAUGAAAAUGUCAACGUCAAGGAUUCUGUAGGAAGAGAAAUUGAAUCACAACUUCUGCCUCUAUUCGAUGCCCCUAAAACCAUAAGAAACUACCAUUCUAUGGCAUAUAUGGGUAGCUCCCCAGAUGUGACACCCAAGUACUGGCUGGCAUUUUCAGCAUCUGUACCACCUCUUGGUUUCAGCACUUACAUCAUUUCCGCUGCCACCUCAACCACCAAACGGGCAGCUGCUGUGUCAAGGCAAAAAGUAUACAAUUCAGAAGUGACUCAAAAUGAUUCAAUUGAAAUAGGGCCUGGAAACUUAAAGCUAAUAUAUUCUGGGAAAGAAGGGAAGCUUACGCAGUAUAUAAAUGGCAGAAACUCGGUCAAAGUAUCUGUGGAGCAGUCAUAUAGCUAUUAUGCUGGAAAUGAUGGAAGCUUUCAGGCCUCUGGAGCAUACAUCUUUCGCCCAAAUGGUACAUAUCCCAUCAACUCCAAAGGGCAGGUUGCUUUCACUGUUUUACGGGGCCCUUUACUGGAUGAAAUACAUCAGAGGAUCAGUUCAUGGAUAUAUCAGAUAACCAGAGUGUACAGGGGGAAAGAACAUGCUGAAGUUGAGUUCACUGUUGGGCCAAUACCACUUGAUGAUGGAAUCGGCAAAGAGGUUGUAACUAAGAUCACGACAACUCUAAACAACAACAAGACCUUCUAUACAGAUUCAAAUGGGCGUGAUUUUAUAGAAAGGAUUCGAGACUACAGGAAAGAUUGGGACCUUCAAGUGAAUGAACCUGUUGCUGGAAAUUAUUACCCUAUUAAUUUUGGAAUUUACAUGAAAGAUAAUAGUUCCGAAUUCUCCAUCCUAGUAGAUAGAUCUGUUGGCGGAUCAAGUCUUGUGGAUGGGCAGUUGGAACUAAUGCUCCAUAGGAGAUUAGUUAAGGAUGAUUCUAAAGGAGUUGGAGAGGCACUGAAUGAAACAGUUUGUAUUCUUGGUUCGUGCACGGGAUUGACUAUUGUGGGGAAGUACUACUUAAGAAUAGACCCUUUAACUGAGGGAGCUAAGUGGCGUCGAUCGUAUGGUCAAGAGAUAUAUUCUCCUUUCCUCUUAGCCUUUGCAGAGCAGGAUGGAAACAAUUGGACAAACAAUCAUGUAACAACCUUUUCUGCAAUGGAUCCCUCCUAUGUUUUGCCUGAUAAUGUUGCAAUAAUAACCCUCCAGGAACUUGAUAAUGGAAAAGUUUUGAUUCGGUUGGCGCACUUAUACGAGAUUGGAGAGGAUAAGGAUUUGUCAACCAUGGCAAGUGUACAAUUGAAGAAGGUGUUCCCAUACAAGAAGAUAAAGAAAGUAACAGAGACAAGUCUAUCCGCGAACCAAGAGAGAGCAGCAAUGGAGGAGAAGAGGCUAAAAUGGAAAUCUGAAGGUUCCUCUGGAGAAGAAGCAAAGGUGGCAAGAGGAAAACCUGUACAUCCUGUGGCACUAGUAGUUGAACUUGCUCCGAUGGAAAUCCGCACCUUUCUCGUAGACUUUAAUAAAAAAUGAUCAACCAAUGUGUAGAAUGCAUCCAUUGUUGAUCCAGCUUCUUAGAGACUUGGUCCAUUGCCUAGUGCAACUUUACAAUUAAUUCAAACCAGUGGUUUGCCGGAA
Manihot esculenta (cassava) is the source of this 3518-nucleotide messenger RNA. RefSeq names its product alpha-mannosidase At3g26720. NCBI's taxonomy places the organism in Eukaryota, Viridiplantae, Streptophyta, Magnoliopsida, Malpighiales, Euphorbiaceae. The transcript has 31 exons. Gene Ontology annotation, molecular function: carbohydrate binding; alpha-mannosidase activity. Bases 375 to 3413 code for a protein of 1012 amino acids. The record is from RefSeq and is a predicted model, not a curated record. Gene Ontology annotation, biological process: mannose metabolic process.